UUUGGUUCUCUCUCCUCCUCCUCCUCCACCUCCUCCUCCUCCUGCUCCUCAUCCAGUCUCAGUAGGGCGACCGAACCGGCAGUGAUUAUGCUCCACCAGAAUCCGGUCGUGUCCGAUGUACUCGCUACAGCCGUGUCCGGCGGCACCGCUCUCACGGUUCUCCGGUUGUUUGAAGAAACAGCUAAGCGAGGCGUCUUUGACCAGAAACUUAACAGGAAGCUUGUUCAUGUAAGCUUUGGAUUAGUUUUCAUGCUUUGCUGGCCACUGUUCAGUUCUGGGCAUCGAGGUGCGCUUUUAGCUGCUUUGAUUCCAGGGGUUAAUAUCAUCCGCAUGCUUCUUCUGGGAUCUGGCAUUUGGAAAGAUGAGGCGACGGUGAAGUCCAUGACCAGAUUUGGGGACCGCAGGGAACUUCUUGAAGGGCCGCUAUUCUAUGUUCUCACAAUCACAUUUGCUUGCGCGUAUUAUUGGAGGACUUCGCCAAUCGCAAUUGCAGCAAUAUGCAACCUCUGCGCCGGAGAUGGUUUUGCGGACAUCAUCGGAAGGCGGCUUGGCCAACAUAAAAUUCCCUACAACCGUAACAAAUCCUUAGCUGGUAGCAUUGCAAUGGGCUGUGCCGGGUUUUUAGCAUCUCUCGGGUUUAUGUCCUAUUUUUCUUCAUUUGGUUAUAUCCGAGGAAGUUGGGAGAUGGCUUCGGGUUUCUUGGUGGUCUCUCUUGCUUCUGCUCUGGUGGAAUCACAUCCUCUGAGCUCUCGGCUCGACGACAAUCUCACAGUUCCCUUAACUUGUGCAUUGGUGGGGAGCCUUGUUUUCUAGGUGCUUAACAUUCAUUAUGACCGUUUCUCUCCAAGGGAAAGGAAAGCACAAUCGUCGGUGUAGAGAUAUUAUAAUUUUAUGUUAGUAUUUGGUGUGGAUUUUGAUAUGAAUGCAAGUGGAUGUGUGUUUGUGGGACAACACAGCAAAGGGUGGAAGAAAACAAUAGUUAUUUUAAUGAAAAAAAAAGGAUUACAAGGCUGAUA
This is a messenger RNA of Eucalyptus grandis, 1016 nucleotides long. RefSeq names its product probable phytol kinase 3, chloroplastic. Gene Ontology annotation, molecular function: kinase activity. The transcript is spliced from 6 exons. Lineage: Eukaryota; Viridiplantae; Streptophyta; Magnoliopsida; Myrtales; Myrtaceae. The record is from RefSeq and is a predicted model, not a curated record. The annotation marks the transcript as partial.